AUGGCCGAGCAAGCUCGACCUGCCGAGCGAGCAGGCCGAGCUCGGUCGCUGUUCGCUUCCGAGCUCUUCGGGGGCAUACACUGUACAUACCUCCUGGAUGCUAAUCUUCCGCCCUUUAUAGCGCCAGGCACAGCAGGAGUCGUGCUCGGUAGAUUAGGUGAUUGCCAAGAUCCCCACACCCCUCUUCGGAUACCCCUUGCCCGCCUCUCGUCUUUACUUCGCAGCACCAGCAUGCGCACCACCAUCCUCCUCUCAUUCCUCCUCCUCAUCGCCUGCAAUUUGGCCUUUGCUCGUUCUCGUCCGGCACGGCGCAUCACCCGAGCACUCACAGAGACUUGCGACACCAAUGCCGAGUGCCUGCAGAAGGGCCUGCCCCUCCGCAAAUUACGGCGGCCCCGCGCAGUCUCCUCCACCCCCGUCGUCCUCGACCGAGACUGUCAGACCAACACACCUCAGGCCGCCCUAAGGUCCAAAGUCCUCGAUCCCGGAUCGUACACGUUCACGCUGAACGGCGCCAAUGGCGGUGACAACGCCCGGCAAGGCUACACCUUCCCACAAUUCUACGGCGGCCGUGGUGGCGAGAUCGUCGCAACAUACAACUUCACUCAGGCGCGCACCAUAUACUACAAGGUCGGAUGUUCGGGCGGCGGCUUUGUGGGUGCCCCAUCGAGCGGGGGAGGUGCUUCGUUCAUCACCAUCGACGACUUGUCUACUCCGCUGCUGGUCGCGGGUGGCGGGGGUGGAUCAGGAAGCAAGAACUCUGGUCUGGAUGCUGGGACUACCUAUACAUUCCCUCUGGCCAGUACGGGCGGUACAAGCUCAAGCGGUGCGGGUGGUGGGGGUGGAGCUGGGUUCUUCGCCGACGGGGACUUCCAGACCGCGCAGGGUAACACUGGCCUGGGCGGUAAAUCGCUGGCGUCGGGCGGAGAGGGCGGAGUAGGCGGAUACAACAAUAAUAAUAAGGGUGGUAUUGGCGGUGGGGGUGGAGGCGGGUACAACGGUAUCGGACAAGAUCUCGACAAUACCAAACCGGCAGCUGGUGGAGGGGGCGGAGCAGGUUACAAUGGCGGUAGCGGCGGCGCACCAGUCGCUGGUCAGACUGGUGGCGCACCGGGAACAUCUUAUUACUCGCAGUCCUCUGCCGUGGGAUUUAGCGGUGCUAUCUAUAGGCGGAACACCCGUUUCGGGAUACACGGGUCUAUCUCAUACGUCCAGAAAGCCUAG
Dioszegia hungarica is the source of this 1224-nucleotide messenger RNA. RefSeq lists its product as uncharacterized. The transcript is spliced from 4 exons. Lineage: Eukaryota; Fungi; Basidiomycota; Tremellomycetes; Tremellales; Bulleribasidiaceae. The record is from RefSeq and is a predicted model, not a curated record. Bases 1 to 1224 code for a protein of 407 amino acids.